AUGACUUCCACUGCAGUGAGAGUUGGAUUGCGUGUCCGACCACUUACAGAGAAAGAACGAAUCAAUAACUGCACAGAGUGUCUUUCAUUUAUCCCAAACGAACCGCAAAUCUUGAUUGGAACUGACAAAUCAUUUACAUAUGAUUAUGUAUUUGAGUCCUCAGCCAACCAAGCCCAGGUCUACUCUAGUGCCGCUUCACCACUACUGCACAAAUUUAUUGAUGGGUUUAAUGCUACUAUUUUGGCCUAUGGUCAAACAGGUUCAGGUAAAACAUUCAGUAUGGGUACAAGCUUGGAUAGCACUGUCAGUGCUGAGAAUGAAGGAAUUGUGCCCCGAUGCAUUGUUGAAUUAUUUCAAGUCUUGAAAGCUCAAGAACUCCAAGAUGAAGACUAUAAAUUCCAAGUUUAUGUUUCUUUUCUUGAACUUUACAACGAAGAGUUUAUUGACUUGUUAAACACAUCUCAACCAUCUAAAAGAAAAUCUACUCUCUCUACACCAAAUCAACAACAACAACAACAGCAGCAGCAACAGCAGCAAACAAAUGGCAACACCAAAGAAGAAGUUUCAAUUCGUGAAGAUAUUGCUGGAAAUAUUUAUUGGAGCGGCGUCAAAGAAGAACUUUGCUACAGCCCUGAAGAAGUAUUAGGAUACCUUGCACAAGGUUCUUUAGGUCGUACAACGGGAUCAACUGAAAUGAAUUCCGUAUCGUCUAGAUCGCAUGCUAUUUUCUCUGUCAUACUGAAACAACAAAAACCUGAGCAAGAUGAAACAGGCAAAAAAGUGAUCGAAUCACUCAAUAGUAAAUUUCAUUUUGUAGAUCUAGCUGGUUCUGAACGAUUAAAACGAACACAUGCACAAGGUGAUCGAGCUAAAGAAGGUAUAGCCAUUAAUUCUGGAUUAUUGGCCUUGGGAAACGUUAUUUCAGCAUUAGGUGAUGAAACUCGAAGAGCAACUCAUAUACCUUACCGAGACAGCAAACUGACUCGAUUACUUCAAGACUCUUUGGGUGGCAACAGUCAAACACUCAUGCUCGCCUGUGUUUCACCAGCAGAUACAAACUUUAUGGAGACACUCAAUACACUUAAAUAUGCCAACCGUGCUCGCAAUAUUAAAAACCGUGUCACUGUCAAUCAGGAUUUUGCUGGUUCAUCUAUGGAAGUCAAUCAAUUGAAAGCACUUGUCUCUCGACUACGUAUGGAAAUUGCAUCAUUGCGUGCUGAUGGGCAUUCCAUGUCUACAGCAAAUACCUCACAAGACGAUUCCGCUUCACUCAAAAAUGAAUCAGCCAGACUACGAGAUCGACUUCAAGAUAUGUCGAACCGUUUGGUUCAAGUGACAAGUGAAAGAGACACUCUUUUGAUGGAACGCGAAUUAGGCGAGUUCAUGCAAAAGGAUAGCUUAGAAGACGACACUCUUUUAGAAGACGUGAAUACAACAAAACGUAUUCAGACUCAUCCCAUCAUAGAAAGCUAUCAAAAGCAAAUUCAAGAAUUAACAAUUGAGCUACAAGAUACUAAGGAUAAACUUAAAAGCAUGGAAACUACUGUUGCUGCUGCUAAUCAAGCUUUGGCAGCUGCUAAACCAACCAAAAGUACAAGUAGCGUAUUACAAAAGUUCUCCAACUCUACUGUCUCUACUGCUUCCAGGAAUGGCAACAAUAUGAGACGAAAAAAGGUCAAUACUCGUUUAGUUCCUGAUAACUCGUCUACAAAUGGCUAUGCAGCCAAAAUUACAACCAAAAUAACUAGACGUCCUAUUAUUACUAAAAGUACGAGCGCAAGCUUACGAAACAAAAGACAUAAUCGUCACAAGAAAAAAGCAUACAAGCAACAAAAUUAUGAAGAGGCAGAUACAGAAGAAGAUGAAGGAUAUGUAAAUGAUCUUCAAGAUGAUGAAGUCCGACAUGAAGAAGUCAAGGAGAGUAUUGCCAAGGUUCGUGCAGAUAUCAGAAAGAGUCUUGAAGUACUUGAAUUAGUCAAGCCUUUGGAAAGUUCGAAUACUUCUUGGGAAGAUGAAUUAAAGGCUUUUGAAGCAGUAGAAAAUCGAUUGCAUGAUAUCAAUGAAAAUGCCUCAUCAGAUGAAGGCAUGUAUUCCCUGACUCCUUCUCCUGUAGAUGAUGACUAUGGCAGCGAAAUUGAAGCCUUGACUGUUCCUGCAUGGGAUAAUCAUGGUCGCAGCAAUGAUAAGCCUGAUAGUAGUGUGAGUUCUAAGCCAGCUUUGUCUCUAGACUCCAAGCAAUCCUUUGCUUCAUCAGCCACCACUUCAAACAUACACAGCAAAUAUGCCAUCCAACUCUCACGUAUGCUUCAUCAGAUCCAAUCGGAUAUCAAGGUUAAAGAAGAACUUGUUGCUCAUUUGGAAAAAUCAGAGACAGAAUACACUUUUAUGCGCAAAAAGUUUGAUGAAAAAAUCAGUCAUUUACAAGCCCAACUCGCAGAAACUCAAAAGGAAAAAGACAUAGCACUUAUGCGUACUAAAUCGGGCUUUGCUAUCAAGACAGACAUUGCUAACUAUAAUCUUCAACAACAAGUAGCAGCUUCAAGGGGCACAUUAUCCAAUGCUGCUAUUGAUAAACAAAGCAGUGAAAUUCGGCAUGUGUAUGAAGUCAAGAUGAAGAAUCUAAUGUCCGAAAUUCAAGACUUAAAACGCAAAUACUCUCAUGCUACCAUGGCCAUGCAGUCCAACCGCAAUCAAAACGAAGGCAUGUUGAAAUCGCUUCGAACCAAUGUCGAAACACUCAAAGUUGAAAAACGACAAUUGAUGAACCGUAUGAAGGCAGAAGCUGAGCGUGUUCGUAGUCAAAUUUCACAACAAGAAAGACGUAUUCAACAAUUACAACGUCAACAUGCUAAAUCAAACCAAGCCAAAAAGCGACUUGAACGUGAGCACGAACAACAAAAGUCGGCACUCAAGAAACGAAAUGAAGAAAUCAUGAUCAGUUCAAGCCAACUAAAGCAAUUAACAUCUAUUUUGAAGAAGGCUGUUCGCGAAGGAGGCAUCUUGGACGAAAAGAUGCUGAACAAGGCUUCUCCUAUCAUGGGUGGUAGUUUUGCUGUCAUUGCUCGAGGUGGUGGUCAUGGCUUCCCCAAGCGUCAAUCUAAAAAAAAGAAUCCCAUUCCUUUAGGUAUUCGUGUAUCACGCAAAAAAGAACUUUUAGACAAGGCAUUAUGCCAAUACAUUCAAGGAAAGCAAGCUGUAGUAGAAAUGGAACAAUUGCUUGUGCGUCGUGAACAUUUGGUUUCUGAGAAAUUCGAACUAGAAGAAGAAAGAGAUCAUGUCUUUCAUGUCGAAAAAGAACUGGAGGAGAACACAGGACAGCCAAUGGAUAUUAUUGCUAUUGAAUUGAUGGACGAACGCAUUGAUUUGAUCGCAGCUGAAAUUGCUUAUUUAUCGGCUCGUAUACGUACACUUCAAUCUGAAGCAGCAGAAGAAGCUCUUCAGGCAGAAGAAAACGGUGCUACUUUGAUCAAGAACAUGAGUCCUCGGCCACCUAAGCAUGUUACUUUUGUAGAUGAAAUUGUGACCGAGCCAGUAGCCAACAACGAUGAAUGGGCUGAUAUCGACUCAUUUGAUGAUCAGUUUAGUGUUCCAGCCAAUGCCGCGCCUGAAAUGGCAUACGAUAUCACCUCUAAAUUGAUAAAGUCCUUUGAAGCAGAUGAAUGCAAACGCAUUAUAGAGAACUUAGUGGACGAUAUCAUGGACUUGCGAAUGAACGAAUAUAGUCGUCAAGUCACUGUGCAGAAUUUAGAAAAAAGCGUAAUUGAUUUAAGACGUACAUUGAUUGUCAUGAAACGAGCAGCCAUUUCGAGUACGAUAGACAAUGAGCGCCGUAUUCGUCAACUGGAGACCAAGGAGGAUGGCAUGCAUGAAUUUAUGUCAAAUGAGCAAGAUGCUUCUCUUGAGGAAUAUAUGGGUGGGAAUACUAUUUUUGACAAAAUUUAUGAAGAUGGUCUUCGUGGACUCAUUACAGAAACAUCUGAAAGUGCUUAUGAGCAGCAACCUUCGCCUAUUGCUUCACCUCAAUAUAACAAAGCCACUCUCAACGCAGUGAACAAAAGGCUACCACUACCAGUUCAAAUGGUAGAAACACUCAGCAAAAGUACAGCCCUAGGACGUGAAGUGACUCCUUCGCCUGAUCGAUUCUAUAACAUGAUUCAAAAACGACUUUCAUGGCAACAAGAACAAGAGGGACGAGAUUCAAUGACACCAGAAUACGAAGUAGAAGACCAAGAAGAAGAAGAUUUACUUCGUGCAGUCUCAGCAGCAGCAGCCAAACUCUCUAUUGCAAGUGGUGGCUCGCCUGAUUUUGGCCAAUACAUGUCUGAUCAUGAAUCCUCUACAUCUUCUAUUCGCAGUAGUCACUUGAGAAGAUCUUCUGUUCAAUCAGACAUGUCUUCCUUGUCUUCAUGGAAUCAAAAAUCAACAGGUCGUGUGAGUAGCAGCAAUAACCAGUCUAUGCCAGCAGCAAACAACCCAGUUCGUCGUGAUGUUGCUGUCAUUAGUCCUUUAUUAGCUCAUACUCAAAAUAUGCCCCGUCUUGACACAAAUGAUCUCGACAGUAUCAUGAGUCACCAACAGCUUUCACCUCAGUCUACAAAUUCAAUGCAACACCAGAAUGUUGUCAGAAGACCAUUACCACCCUUAAUGCCCAGUCUGUCAACAUUUGACAGGCCCACAACGCCGUCUGUUUUUGAUCGUUUAGCACAAACACCUACAAGAGCAUCUCGAGCAAAAAUCAAUCAUCGUCAUAGUAGUGGUAGUGUGGAUGAUUUAAGAAAGAAAUGGGAAGUGCAGCAGCGACCUUCAAGUGUCUUGGGCAAUAGCCACAUGUAG
Gilbertella persicaria is the source of this 4833-nucleotide messenger RNA. RefSeq lists its product as uncharacterized. Gene Ontology annotation, molecular function: microtubule binding; ATP binding; microtubule motor activity. The record is from RefSeq and is a predicted model, not a curated record. Gene Ontology annotation, biological process: microtubule-based movement; mitotic spindle organization. The transcript is spliced from 10 exons. The coding region runs from base 1 to 4833 and encodes 1610 amino acids. NCBI's taxonomy places the organism in Eukaryota, Fungi, Mucoromycota, Mucoromycetes, Mucorales, Choanephoraceae.